AUGUCCGUGAUUUUGUGCACAGCUGGUUACGACCACACCAUCAGAUUUUGGGAGGCACUAUCGGGGAUUUGCUCGCGGACGAUCCAGCACCCAGACUCACAGGUGAACCGCCUAUGUAUCUCCCCCGACAAGCGGUUUCUUGCGGCAGCCGGUCACCACACGGUCAAGCUUUACGAUAUCAAAUCGACAAAUCCUAAUCCUCUGCUUACAUUUGAGGGACAUACGGGGAACAUCACGGGAGUGGCAUUCCACUGCGAGGGCAAAUGGAUGGUGACGAGCUCCGAAGAUGGCACUGUUAAGAUUUGGGAGACGCGAACAGGGUCAAUCCAGAGAAGCUAUAACCAUGGCUGUCCAGCCAACGACGUGGUCAUUCACCCGAACCAGGGCGAAAUUAUAAGCUGCGACAGGUCAGGCAGCGUGAGGAUCUGGGAUCUGGCCGAGAACACUUGCGCGCACGAGCUCAUUCCUGAAGAGGACGUGUCGGUAUCAAGCGUGACAGUUGCUAGUGACGGAACGCUGUUAUGCGCCGCGAAUACGGCAGGCAAUGUGUUUGUGUGGCACCUCCGCCAAAACUAUGAUCAGACAGAGCUGCUCCCGGUAACGCAUUUCAGCGCCCACAAAGAGUAUAUUACCCGUAUUCUCCUCUCUCCCGAUGUGAAGAAGUUGGCAACGUGCAGCGCCGACCACACAGCCAAGAUCUGGGAGAUCAAGGACGUCAAGCCUCAGGUCAACGGCAAAUCUGACGAGGCGCGCCCGCUUCCCCUAGAAGCUACGCUUACGGGGCACCAGCGAUGGGUUUGGGAUUGUGCGUUUAGUGCAGAUUCGGCGUAUCUAGUGACGGCAUGCUCAGACCACUACGCACGACUAUGGGAACUGCACAGCCAGCAAAUCAUACGCCAAUACAACGGCCAUCACAGAGGAGCUGUCUGCGUAGCACUCAACGACUAUUCAGAGACACGCUAGAAUCCCAAAGAUGCAUCGUUGGGUUCCGCAACCAAAUAAUACAGGGAGUAGAUGGCAUGGCAUGGACCUUGAAAUUGAAGAGUCAUGGAUGGUUUGGCGCGGCGUUAUGGUAUUUCUUAUGUUUUGGUUCGCCUUUGUUCUCUUCUUCGAAUACAACGAUUGGCGCCGCCUUUUGCCUCUGAUAUGGUGAGCCUUGGAAUGCAGGACUUGCGCUUCCCCAGAUCAGAAGCGCAAGAGGAGGCAUCAACUUGCACGGGAUGGCGGUGGGGAGAAUCUGCCCGUGUCUAUUGCCGGCGACGGUCCAAUGCUAGUG
Molecule: messenger RNA, 1276 nt
Organism: Trichoderma virens Gv29-8
Lineage: Eukaryota; Fungi; Ascomycota; Sordariomycetes; Hypocreales; Hypocreaceae
Exons: 4
Coding region: 1-963 (320 amino acids)
Biological process (GO): TOR signaling; regulation of actin cytoskeleton organization
Cellular component (GO): TORC2 complex; TORC1 complex
Molecular function (GO): protein binding
Source: RefSeq, a predicted model, not a curated record